AUGGAUUUCAAGAUACCCAGAAGAAGUCACAACAUCAUGACUUCCUCCAGCUCAGCUCCUCUCCUGGGCCCUCAAAGCAGCUACACCAGGCCCUACUACCUAGGCAUGAAGAGAAAGCUGAGGCCUGGACGGAUUAUGGGCUUUGUCAUCAGCCUGGUGGUGGCCUGCACAGUCUGUUCAUGGAGUGCCUUGUCAAUGGCCACAACAAUAGCCAAGGAUGUGGGAUUGGAUGUUGAGGGCUCAGCAGAGGCAGCAGUGCCCCAAAGAACUCUUCUGGACCACCACAACAUCUCAGCCAUGGCAGAGAACACAAUGUUCGCCAUGAGAAAAAGUGAAAUAGACACGAAUCAUGGGGACUACCCAACGGACUACUUCAGCCUAGAAGACAGACGCCAGGGCUAUGUGGUGUUCCAUAUGUUUGGCAUGUUGUACAUGUUCAUAGCUUUAGCCAUUGUCUGCGAUGAGUUCUUUGUCCCUGCGCUCACUGUCAUCACAGAGAAGCUGGAGAUCUCUGAUGAUGUAGCAGGAGCCACCUUCAUGGCAGCAGGUGGCUCAGCCCCAGAGCUAUUCACCUCAGUCAUAGGAGUCUUCGUCUCCCACAGUAAUGUGGGUAUCGGAACCAUUGUGGGCUCAGCUGUCUUCAACAUCCUGUUUGUGAUUGGGAUGUGUGCCCUGUUCUCCAAAGAGAUAUUGAACCUCACCUGGUGGCCUCUGUUCAGAGACGUCUCCUUCUAUAUCAUUGGCCUGCUCAUGCUCAUCUAUUUCUUUCUGGAUAAUCAAAUCACGUUAAGUGAAAGUAUCAGCCUGCUUAUGUGUUACAUUUGCUACGUGACAUUCAUGAAGUUCAAUGCCUCUGUCGAACAUGUCAUCAAGAGCAUGCUGGGCAGCAACCAGGUGGACGAGCUGGAGAGUGCACCAAAGGUAAAUGCUCCCGGAGAUGAUGAGAACAAGCUGACAGCCAAACCUAGGCUGCAGAGGGAAGGCAGCUGUGCUUCUCUACACAACUCACUGAUGAGAAACAGCAUCUUCCAGCUGAUGAUACACACUCUCGACCCCCUGAGUGAUGAAGGCCGUUUCAAAGAGAAAGCGUCAAUCCUUCACAAAAUGGCCAAGCAGAAGUGUAAAGAAGACGCUGCCAAUGGCGUAGGAGGGCUCUCCCAGGCUCAACCCUCGAGAAAUUCUGAUAAAAACAUUCCCAACAGUUCAAAUGUUGCAGUGGAAGUCACGCCACCCAUGAACGGUGUCGCAGGAGGAGAGGAGGAUGGUGAUGAGGAGGAAGAUGAAGACCAACCUCUGAGCCUGGCCUGGCCCGACACCCUCAGGAAACAGAUCACCUACCUCCUCAUCCUGCCUAUUGUUCUUCCACUCUGGUUAACACUGCCUGACGUCAGGAGAGAGACCUCAGAAAAGUUCUUCCCGAUCACUUUCCUUGGCGCUAUCAGUUGGAUUGCAUUCUUCUCCUACCUGAUGGUGUGGUGGGCUCACCAGGUUGGAGAAACUUUCUGGAUCACAGAGGAGAUCAUGGGUCUGACUAUAUUAGCAGCCGGAACUUCAAUCCCUGACCUGAUCACCAGUGUGAUUGUAGCACGAAAAGGCCUCGGUGACAUGGCCGUGUCCAGCUCGGUGGGCUCUAACAUCUUUGAUAUCACUGUGGGCCUGCCAUUCCCGUGGCUCAUCUACAACAUCAUCAAUGACUUUAAGCCAGUACAGGUGAGCAGCAAUGGCUUGUUCUGCGCCAUCGUUCUCCUCUUCCUCAUGCUCCUCUUCGUCAUCAUCUCCAUCGCGGCUUGCCAUUGGAGAAUGAGCAAGCUGCUAGGCUUCUUCAUGUUUCUGCUCUACUUCUUCUUCCUCAUUGUCAGUGUCAUGCUGGAGGACAAAGUCAUUACCUGCCCUGUCAGCAUCUGA
This is a messenger RNA of Scomber japonicus (chub mackerel), 1905 nucleotides long. RefSeq names its product solute carrier family 24 member 2 (gene slc24a2b). The record is from RefSeq and is a predicted model, not a curated record. Bases 1 to 1905 code for a protein of 634 amino acids. Gene Ontology annotation, cellular component: membrane. The transcript is spliced from 10 exons. Gene Ontology annotation, molecular function: calcium channel activity; calcium, potassium:sodium antiporter activity. NCBI's taxonomy places the organism in Eukaryota, Metazoa, Chordata, Actinopteri, Scombriformes, Scombridae. Gene Ontology annotation, biological process: long-term synaptic depression; calcium ion transmembrane transport; long-term synaptic potentiation.